Periconia digitata is the source of this 1934-nucleotide messenger RNA. The record is from the annotation of a GenBank genome assembly. NCBI's taxonomy places the organism in Eukaryota, Fungi, Ascomycota, Dothideomycetes, Pleosporales, Periconiaceae.
GUAUUGUUGUGCGCUUGGAUCCGAUGGCCUUGCGCUGGUGCUUCCAACUUGCAACCUGCCUAAUCGGGUAAGUAUAGUACGAGGCGCCAGAACCGUCGAUUACUGCCGACAUUCACUGCCCUCCUCACGCUUCUGUAUCUGGUUAGCGGCAGGAAGGUGCAACUCCAACUCCAGUCGGUUAAAACUGCUUCGAAAGACUCCCCCAUCAUUGCUGCGCUAACAUCCACCCCUCGCACACAGCUCCAACGGCCUACGUCUCUUUCCUAUCCUUAGCUUUGUUUGUCGCUUAUCUCGUGUCUUCAAUAAAUAAUCCACCUGAGCCCUCUUCUACCUAUUCACGUGUACACCCGCUGUGACGUACACGCGUGUGCUGCUCUGCAGAUCAAUUCGUCUCUCAUCCCACCUUUGUGGGGUCUUAUGACUAUAAACUCGUUUCUAUACCCCUACCCUACUGACUUCUCGUUGAACAUCUACGACCCUCACGUCCUGCUGCUUCUCUUCACUCGCUUCCUCUGCGUCUGGCUUUGGGUUCUACCAUGUUCCCCUUUGGAAAUCCACUUCACCGCUUGCGCCAUACACAUAGGCAUAAUGUCGACACUCUUGUCUCGUCGCCUGUCCCUGAGCUGUCCGGAUCCCUCGGUGAUCUGGGAACUCUUCUACCCCUCAUGACGGCCCUUGUCCUGACACAGUCCAUAUCUCUCACCGCAACUCUUCUUUUCACUGGCGCUGCAAAUAUUCUAACUGGUUUUGCGUUCGGAAUCCCUUUGCCUGUUCAACCAAUGAAGGCCAUAGCAGCCGUUGCCAUAGCGAGAAACUUUACUAUCCAAGAGAAUGCCGCUGCUGGUAUAGUGGUGGCGGCAUUGGUCGGCUUGUUCAGCGUGACUGGUCUGCUCAAUAAAACGAAUCAAUUCACACCGAUCCCAGUAGUCAAAGGCAUACAGGUGGGGGCUGGCCUGUCGCUAUGUCUCAGUGCUGGAUCUAAUAUGCUCACGCCUUUGACAUGGACCGGUCCCUGGUGGGGUGACAACUUGAUCUGGGCUAUCGCUGCGGCAAUACUCUUGAUGUGUACCUUCUAUUUCCCUAGAAUGCCCUACGCUAUAAUCAUCUUCACUGUGGGGGUGAUACUCUCAGUACUGUCUCCAGAGAAGAACUCGCAUGGCCCGACCGAUACCGCUAUCCCAAUCGUCCAUCCUUCCGGCCAAGAUUUCUGGAAGGCAACAACAACAGCUUCUCUGGGUCAGUUGCCCUUAACAAUCCUCAACUCAGUCAUCGCCGCAUCAGCACUUGCUUCGGAUCUCUUUCCCUCUCCACCAUAUCCCUCUUCACCCUCAGUCACUGAACUAGGCUUAUCGGUUUCCGCUAUUAACCUCGUUGCCUGUUGGUUUGGGGCCAUGCCAGUGUGCCACGGUAGCGGUGGUCUCGCCGGCCAGUACCGAUUUGGAGCACGCAGCGGUUCUAGCAUCAUCAUCCUCGGAACAGCUAAAUUCGUUCUCGGUCUCGUAGCCUUCUUCCAUUCCAGUUCCAUCAUCAAUGUCCUUUCCGGAAUUCCAAAGUCUCUGUUGGGCGUCCUCGUACUCGCAGCCGGCAUCGAACUUGCAAAAGUGGGGGAAAGCAUCAAUACUGACGCCAGGGAUCUACGCAUCAUAGAGAAUGCAAAUGGUUGGGACGGUAAAAAAGUCAAACAGCUCAGCGAGCAGACCAGAAAGGAAAGGUGGACAGUCAUGCUGGUCACUGUUGCCACUUUGCUUGCCUUUCGAAACGAUGCUGUCGGCUUCAUUGCUGGGCUGGGCUGGCAUCUAGGCUUGAAAGCUGCCAAUAAGGUACAGGAGUGGAAAGAGCGUCGUGAGGGCCGGGUGCUUUUGAGAAGAGCUAGUCGGCAGUAUGGUGAGAGGACGGGACUUUUGUUCCACGAAGAGUCGGAUAGAGUUGCUUGA